AUGGGAUAUCGCCUCCAACUGUGCAUCGUCAACUGGCCGGAUGGGAUUACGUCACCGGGGCCCGACUUCACAUACAAGAGCCUCCAAGCCGCGGACCUCGCCGCAAUCGUUGAUCCAUAUAUCAGAAGGGUGAAAGAUCCGGACAGCACUGACAUGGUUGUUGAUAUCAUACCUUGGAGUGAUAAUUCCAUUGCAUUGCCAGAUGGCCACCGGGAUAAGGCGAGUGUUGCUCUGGUGCAGAGCAUGAAGGGCAGGAAGCUGCGGGUCCUACGCGACUCUCCGGACUAUCUCAAGGCUCUUGCACCUGCCAUCAAACAUCGCAGGCCCUCGAAGCGUGCAUUUGAGCCGGUCGAUCUGAGCAACUUGGAUGAGCACCUCGAGGACGGAUUGUCUGCAGAUGAAGAUGUCUCCCAUCGUCCUGCACCUCGGCACGUCGCCGAACAGCGCGCUGUCUCAUGA
Molecule: messenger RNA, 459 nt
Organism: Sparassis crispa
Lineage: Eukaryota; Fungi; Basidiomycota; Agaricomycetes; Polyporales; Sparassidaceae
Exons: 2
Coding region: 1-459 (152 amino acids)
Source: RefSeq, a predicted model, not a curated record